This is a messenger RNA of Magnolia sinica, 1571 nucleotides long. RefSeq lists its product as uncharacterized. The transcript is spliced from 2 exons. The coding region runs from base 915 to 1379 and encodes 154 amino acids. NCBI's taxonomy places the organism in Eukaryota, Viridiplantae, Streptophyta, Magnoliopsida, Magnoliales, Magnoliaceae. The record is from RefSeq and is a predicted model, not a curated record.
GUUCAAGGUAAGCUCGAUUCUUUUCAUUUCGCUCCUUCCGCUCCUUUUCUCUCGAUCUCAGUUUCUCGAAAAAGAGCUGAAACCCUAGUCUCCGCCCCUUUUCUCUCGAUCUCUCCUUUCAUUUCUCUGGCGAUUUCUGAUCUUUAAUGGAGAGAUUCAUACCCGGAAAGCUCGUAGAUGCGAAAAUACGUGUCUUCUGAACUCAGAAUCUUCAAUCGGCUGAAAUGGAAGCAGAUUCAGCUGCGGAAGCUCUUAGUUGUGAAGAUCUGUGAUUUCCGCAGCCUAGAUCUUCGAUCGAUGAUAUAUAUAGAAGCUGUGUUUACCUUAUUGGAAGGGAUAUCAAUCGAUCUGUGCUUCUUUUUUUGCCUGAUCGAGACAUUUCGAUUUUAGAAGAUCUGCGAUUUCUGAGGUUCUGAUCGUCGAUAUUUUAAGUGGGAGAGAUCUCCUGCCUUUUGCUCUGUUCUUUCAGAUCUAGGGAUUUUACUCGAAAGAAAGCUUUUACACACAUCAGCGGCUCAGAUAUCCUCUUUCGAGGUCUAGAUCUUUGAUCUGAUGCGAUUGGAGUGAUUGCAACUUCUGCCUUGAGCAAUUUACAUUCUCGUCCUGCAUUUGGAGGUAAUUUGAAGGAAUUGUUUGCUUCUGAGUCCUUGCUAUCUGCAAUAAUCUAGAAAUAUUUAAAUUUUUGUGUUAUUUUAUUCUGCAUGUUUACAAUAAAUGGUUGAGUUGUACUAGUUUUUUGUGAAUGGGUUUUCUUUUGUUAUUUCCUCCUAUAAUUGUGCCUUUUCAUUUCACAAAAUGCUGCAUCUAGCAUUAAAUCAUGGUAAGUGAAUGCAGCUCAUCCGAGUUCUUCAUCAUCUCAUGAUUAGAGAAAAUUGAUAUUAGUUGUCAUGUAAUCCAUAAACCUUUAAAAUGUAAUGAUGGCUUUAACUUAUUUGCUACUUAACAUGAGAGUAUACACCGAUUUCCGUGCAGGCCAGGUAGGUCACAAUCUGCUUCCCACGCUAGAUAAACAAGGGGCAUAUACACCGAUUUCCGUGCAGGCCAGGGUGAGCUUGGAAUAUGUUAAGGGCAUGAAGGAAUUCAUUGAGUUUGCAUUCAACAAUGCUGCUAGCGAGGGGAAGAUCUUAUGUCCAUGUGUAAAGUGCGCCAACCUCUUUUGGCGUGCUCAUAAAGAAGUGGUAGAUCAUCUUGUGUGUGAGGGAAUUAUGCCGAAUUACACCCGUUGGGUGUUCCAUGGGGAGGCGUCUUCUUCAUCGACUUCCGGCCCUGCAACUAGUACACAUGAUGAUAUGCCUCCACGUGAUGACAUGCAUGGAUUGUUGCAUGAUGUGUUUGGAAUAUCAGGUGUGGAUGACAUGCCAACUGAGUUGCCAUCAUAGGAGCCAAUACAAGAGGAACCGAAUCCUGAAGCUGAAAGAUUCUUUAGGUUGUUGCAAGAUGCCGAACAAGCCUUGUACCCGGGAUGUAAGAAGUUCACGAAACUCUCUUUUGUUGUUCGAAUGUAUCAACUUAAGUGCUUAAAUGGAUGGAGCAACAAGUCAUUCACCAUGUUGCUUGAAUUGUUGAAAGAA